AUGCCGAUAGUCCCUGCGAGUUCAGGCCAGGAAGGAUCCGAGGCGCCGGCAGUCACUGUGGUAGCAGAUAAGAAUGGCACGGGGACUACAGCUGCUGUUUUCAAUGAACAAACUAAUUAUGUGCCUAAGCGCACCAUCAUCACAAUCUUCUUAGCCUGCUCUACCACCGACUUGUUGGCGUUGAUGGACCAAACAACCUUGGCGGCCAGUUUGUCUAUUAUUGGAAAUGCCUUGGGCGCAAGUGACCAAACAGCAUGGAUCGCCUCUGGGUACUUUAUAACAUCGACGUGUUUCCAAUUGCUUUAUGGGAAACUGUCAGAUAUAUGGUCUCGUAAGGCCGUUCUUUUUGUCGGUCUUGCAAUCUUUUUCAUUGGUUCGCUGGCAGCGUCGCUCGCCCAAACUGUCACACAGCUGAUCAUCUUCCGUGCCUUCACGGGUGUGGGCGGCGGCGGCCUCCUGACCGUUGCGCAGAUGAUUGUCAGCGACAUUGUACCCCUCCGUGAGCGGGGAAAGUAUCAAGGCAUUUUAGGUGCAGUGGUUGCUAUUGCAAAUGGCAUCGGCCCUGUCAUUGGUGGUGCGCUGGCCUCGAUAUCUCACGACUCGUGGCGCUGGAUCUUCCGUCUGAAUCUCAUACUAACAGUAAUAACGACACUAUCGGUGCUAUUUUUUAUGCCACUACGCAAGGUGGCUGGUGAUUGGAAAACCAAGCUGAGGGCAAUUGACUUCUUUGGUGUUCUCCUAGCCCUCGGCGGCACUUCUGUCUUGAUUCUCGGCCUCACUUGGGGUGGCGGCCAGUAUGUCUGGAACUCAGCGCAUGUUAUUGCAACAAUUGUGAUCGGUAUUGUAAUUUCCGUUGCCUUUGUCAUUUGGCAAUGGAAAGGUGCAUCUAUUCCACUCGUUCCCAUGCACAUAUUCCGAUCCCGCAUCGUCAAUGGCGCAUCCUUGACAAUGUUCAUUAACGGGUGGAAUUUUCUGGUGCAAGUGUACUACAUACCGACUUUCUAUCAGCUGGUAUUUGAGUAUUCCACCGUGAAAUCUGGUGCAAUGCUGCUGCCGAUAACUUUAAUGCAAACCGUGAGCAGCACCGCAUCAGGACUUGUAGUGCACUGGGUCGGCCGCUAUCGAGAAGCCAUCCUACUUGGCUGGAUCAUCUGGGCUAUCGGACUUGGUCUUCUUUCGACCCUAGACCAGUCUUCUGGUCUGGGUAAACAGAUCGGAUAUGGCCUUUUGACAGGUUUUGGCGUGGGAAACACCUUACAACCCGCUCUGAUCGCAAUCCAGGCUGGUGUCGAUCGGCGUGACAUGGCUGUUGUCACUUCAUUUCGAAACUUCGUGCGAAACCUUGGCGGUACUCUAGGCCUCGCCAUUGCCGGAACAAUCAUAAACAACGUCAUUGCAUCUUCUGUCUCGAACCUCGGUCUCAGUGAAGUCGAAUCUCGCUCACUCCUCUCAAGUCCGCAGGCAUAUCUGUCGGGCCUUUCUCCGGAAAACGCGCAGCAUGUGCGUGGCAUUCUCAUUCCGGCGUAUAGAAAAGGAUUCCGUAUUAUAUUUAUUAUCGGGGCGUCACUUGCCUCCCUGGCAUUUUUCCUAGCAUUCUGGCUGAUGCCUCAGCUGGGCCUAAGUCGGCAAGAUGACGAAGCCUUGAAGGAGGAGGGGAAGAAAAGGGUGAAGGGAGAGCCUGAUGAGGAGAUGAGAGAUGGUUGA
Messenger RNA from Penicillium riverlandense, 1704 nucleotides. RefSeq lists its product as uncharacterized. The record is from RefSeq and is a predicted model, not a curated record. The transcript has 7 exons. Gene Ontology annotation, biological process: transmembrane transport. Gene Ontology annotation, molecular function: transmembrane transporter activity. Bases 1 to 1704 code for a protein of 567 amino acids. NCBI's taxonomy places the organism in Eukaryota, Fungi, Ascomycota, Eurotiomycetes, Eurotiales, Aspergillaceae.